Girardinichthys multiradiatus is the source of this 3795-nucleotide messenger RNA. RefSeq names its product dachshund b (gene dachb). The transcript has 12 exons. Lineage: Eukaryota; Metazoa; Chordata; Actinopteri; Cyprinodontiformes; Goodeidae. The record is from RefSeq and is a predicted model, not a curated record. The coding region runs from base 342 to 2270 and encodes 642 amino acids.
ACACACACACACACACACUAGAAGCGCUCCGUCCUCUCUGGCCUCACCACGUCGGCUCUGAUUGGUCCAGCCGCCUGUCUGUUAUCCGCGCAGGAGGCGGGGCAGAGCUGAGGCUGACCUGGAGUCUGAUCCAGACUGCUUUACGCACAGACCGGACAGUCCACGCACGGAUUUCCACAGUGAGACUUUAUCCUGGAUGGGAAGAGGGAAUAGUUUAGAGGAAGAGGAGGAAAAUUAGAAAAGGAAUAAAAGAGGAAGGAAAAGUGACAGGAAAACUGAAAAAAGAAAAGGAACAAGUGGUUUCCAGCUGGAAACUAUUUACUUAUCCCAGUUCCACCUCCAUGUCGCUCCCCGGCUCUCCUCCGCUCAUCUCUCCGGGCUCGGGAACACAAACUCCCGUCGGGCUCUACCGCUCAGCUCCGGAGGGUCUGCACACCUCCUCCGCCGUCUCCACCAGCACCUCCAGUCCGGCGCACAUCAACUCCAACUCCCACUCUCACUCUCUGUCCCCGUCCCCGCGGCUCACCAGCAGCAUGCUCAGCGCCUUUCUGCCCGGACCAGGCGGCGCCCUGGGCUCCCUCGGCGGGCUCGGCUCACUGAGCGCGGCCGGUCUGACCCCCGGCUCCCCGGGCUUGGUGCAGACCUCUUCCGGCCCGGGUCUGUGUAGCGAGUGCAAGCUGGUGGAGGUGCACGGCGUGAAGGUGGCCAGUUUCAAUGUGGACGGUCAGGAGCUGAUCUGCCUGCCUCAGGUGUUCGACCUCUUCCUGAAGCACCUGGUGGGCGGGCUGCACACGGUCUACACCAAGCUGAAGAGGCUGGACAUCGCGCCCGUGGUGUGCACCGUGGAGCAGGUGCGCGUCCUGCGGGGGCUCGGCGCUAUUCAGCCCGGCGUGAACCGCUGCAAGCUCAUCUCUAGAAAGGACUUCGAGACGCUGUACCAGGACUGCACCAGCGCCAGCUCCCGUCCCGGCCGUCCUCCCAAACGUUGCUCCGGUGCAGGGAUGCAGGAAAGCCCCCGACUGCUGCACCCUGGGCUCCCCGGCUUGUUGUCCCCCAACCUGCUGUCCCACACCGGCCUGACCGCAGCCGCCAUGGCCGAGCUCCAGAAGCUGCAGAAGAUGAAGAUGAGUCUCCAGAACGGCAACGAGUCUGACAACGAUGACCUGCACUCCAAUACAGGAGGGAGUGAGUGUUCCUGGGAUAAAGAGCGUCUGACCAGCCCUCCUGCUGGAGCCCACAGCGGAGGAGGAGGUGGUGGUGGAGCCCUGGCAGUUGGAGGAGGAGCUGGAGGAGGAGGAGGUGGUGCAGCAGGAGGUCCUGGGAGGGGGUCCACCUUGGGAGCUGUCAGUCAGCAGCAGCUCCAGCAGCAACAGCAACAACAGCUACUGGCCAACAGGUUGGACCUGCCCUUCAUGAUGAUGCCCCACCCUCUGCUGCCCAUGGGGCUGCCACCUGCAUCUGUGGCCAUGGCCAUGUCCCAGAUGAACCACCUCAGCACCAUCGCAAACAUGGCCGCCGCCGCCCAGCAGAUACACACCCAUGUUCACCGUGCCCCUGUCAUCAAGGAAAGGGUGUGUGACAGCCCCUCUCUGUCUCCAUCUGUUGAUGAAACUAACACUCCUCUGCAGUCGCAGCCCAGCAGCUCAGCCUCCAGCUCGCCUGAAAGACUGGGAUUGGUGUCGGGUGAUGCUGAUGUUGCACUGACCAACUCUGCUGCACCCAUCAAGAAAAUAACAAAGGACAAAGAAGAGUCCCCACUGGGUCAGAACCUGCCGCCAGGAUUUCCUGCUCCCUUCCUGUUUGCUGACGGCCUGUCGUCAGUGGAGACUCUGCUCACCAACAUACAGGGCCUGCUGAAGGUGGCUGUGGAGAACGCCCGAGCGCAGGACAAACAGAUCCAGGCCGAGAAGAGGGAGCUAAAGAUGGAGCUCUACAGAGAACGAGAGAUGCGCGAGAGUCUGGAACGACAACUCAACUCUGAGCUACAGAGCAGAGCUUCAAUCCAGAAACGAUUGAAGAAGGAGAAGAAGGCUAAGAGAAAGCUACAGGAGGCACUGGAGUUUGAGUCCAAGAGGAGGGAGAGAGUUGAGGACGCUCUCAAACACUCGUCUUCCUCCUCCCCGUCUCCUGAGCAUCUGCACGCCGCCAACAACAACUCCAAGAACGACGCUGCUAUAGCCGAGGACAAACCUGAACUUAAUGGAAACCAGCAAGACAACGGCGCUGUACAAGAGUCCCGGCCGUUCCUGAAGACCCCCAUGAUGUUCUAAAAUGAAGAGGACUCCACUUCUAGAGCCGACUAACCUUCCUCCCCUUCCUGUACAAACCCCACCAGCUGAUUUCCAUGAGAACUUCAACAUCCACUGGAUUAUAUCGUGACAACAGACUCUUUUUCACAUGGCUACAAAACAAUGAGACUACUAAGAGACACACUGGACUUGUUUUAGGGGUUCUCUUCAUUCCUCUUUUUAGACGAACUUUACUCCAUUCAUUCCCGAUUUUCUGAAUUUAUUCCAAAACCUUUUUCCUCCCAUUCGUUUGGGAAACUGAUCGAUACAUCGUCAUUCCUCAGAAAAAAAAGCUCCAUGAGGAAAACGGAACGACCACAACCUCUCCACCCAUGUUUGGAAAAGAAAACAUGAGACGUACCUCUGAUUGGACAGACUGACAGAAACAGUCCAAUUAUGUGAUCUGAUCUGCAGGAGUAGACUCUUUCGGAUUGGUUCUGACAAGACGGGUGUGGUUGUAUGAAAAUAGACUCGACCUCAUUGGCUGAAUGUUGGAUCCGCCUAUCAGCUCAGAACUGCAAAAUGAAAAAGGAUUUAAGUAUAAAAAAGAAUAAAUAAUGAUGGGAAACACUAAAGAAGAACUGAAGGAAAGCAACCUUGGAGACCAUCUGGGCCUCCAUAUCUUGUUUUCCAUACAGGGACUAGAGAAACGCAUGGAACAACUUCUGUUGUCGUUUGGAUAAUUUUACACUUUGAACUCUUCAUCCUCUAAUAAAACCAUUUCUGUCUCUUUCUUUUCUCUUCACAUUAAACGACUCUUUCUAAACACUACUGCUUUUUUGCAUGACUCCUCUCUGACUUGUUUUCUCCUUCUAUCUGUUUUUAUCUCAUCAUUUUCUCUAUUUCUCUACAGGAAGCAACACUCUGAAAAUGUUGGGUGCAGCUUUUCAAUGUAUAAACUAUUUUCUAUUCCCCUUAAAAAUGUGGAAUCAGUUUCUGACAUGAUGCAAAACUUUAAAUAAUUUUUACUACAGUGCAGUGAUUUUUAAACACAGUCUCCUCCCGAAGGUAAAUUCUGCUCCUUGAUGUUGAACCUUUUUCACAUUUUGUCCUGAAAGCAGAAAAACGUCAACAGUUUCUGGUGUUUGUCUGAUUAAAACUGGAGAACGCUUAAACUGUCCAACUUCUUUUUGAUGAUUAUGGAUUCUAAAAAAAAAACCAAAUCCUUAUUUUCUGCAGGCGUUCAAAUCAAGCACUCCUCAUGAAAAAACCUUUUUCUCAUUUCCUAGAUUUUCAGACCUACUCUGAGUGCAGACUGUUGUGUUGAAGCUUGGUUUAUUCCACUGUGUGUUUUGUUCAUUUGUUGAUUACCUUUUCCAAUGUGUAAGGGAUGAAUGAGGGAGGGGAACCGGUCAGGGUGGGUGGGGCUUUAGGUUAAAGGGACAUUUUGUGUAGAUAGAAACAACAUUCAGCUUUUCGUUUUCGUUUCAAUUUCUCCUGAUGAUCUCUCGGUCUGUCACUGUUCUCUGGGUUUGAAAUGACUGCAAAUAUACAGUAUUAUAAUGAA